UUAUGUCUGCGUCACAACAAGUCGCUCGGCGGAGAGAGGCAGGGGUGAGGAUGAGGAUGAUGAUGAUGAUGAAGAUGGCGUCUCUGGCGGUUUGACACAGGAGAUCUCGCAAACAGCCACCAAAAAAAGGCAUCCGGAAAAAAAAAAGAAAGGGAUCACCGUGGCGGAGGAAACUUGACACGCACGGAGCGUGGGCUUUUUCUUCUUCUUCCUCUUCCUCCCCCUCUUCAUCAUCCCCGCUGACGGAUUGAGUGACAGGGGUGUGCGUGGCGUGUGCACGCGCACUAACCGCCUUCUCCUGCGCCCUCAUCAUGCAGCCUGCGUGACCCCCUGACGGAGGGAAGGAGUUCCACUUGACAGCAGGAUGGGGGGAGUCAGCGAGGGCGACGACGUGCUGGCAAGAUGGAGUGACGGGCUCCUCUACCUGGGCAACGUGAAGAGAGUAGACGGCGUCAAGCAGUGCUGUCUGGUCAGGUUCGAGGACAACUCGGAGUUCUGGGUCCUGAGGAAAGACAUCCAUUCCUUCGCAGGCGGAGUGGACGAAGUUUGCUGUAUUUGCGAGGCUCCGCCCCUUAAAGAACCCCUUAUAAAUUGUCUGAAAUGUCGCCACGGUUAUCAUCCCGAGUGCCACACGCCCACCAUCGAGCCGGAAGCCGACAGCGAUUCCUGGAUAUGUCGCCAGUGUGUCUUUGCGGUCGCCACCAAGAGAGGCGGCGCCAUGAAGCGUGGACGCUUUGCCCGCCUCAUGCAGUUCAUGAAACUGAGGCUCCCCUACCAGCUGACGUCGCUGGACUGGGACACGCAUCAUCUGUCCAAUCAGCAGCAGUGUUACUGCUACUGUGCCGGACCCGGAGAGUGGAACCUAAAGAUGCUGCAAUGUGGAAGCUGCGGUCAGUGGUUCCACGAGGCCUGUACUCAGUGUCUGACCAAGCCUCUACUGUACGGGGACAGGUUUUAUCAAUUCCAGUGCUCAGUGUGUGCAAAGGGACCAGAGACGGUCAAAAGACUACCUAUGACCUGGGUGGAUCUGGCUCACUUGGUGCUCUACCAUCUCUCCCUGUGCUGCAAGAGAAAGUACUUUGAUUUUGACCAUGAAAUCCUGUCCUUCACCAACGAGAACUGGGACUCGUUGCUCCUGGGCGCGCUCUCUGACACACCCAGACAAGACCGCUGUCACAGCCUCCUCAACGCGCUCAACUCCCACAAGGACAGGUUCGUCUCUGGAAAGGAGAUCAAGAAGAAGAAGUGUCUUUUUGGGCUUCAGGUACGAGCCCCGCCACCGCUGACGUCGGACUCGUCGCCGCUCAUCACCGAGCCGCCAAUCAACAUAUCGCACCGCAGAAGGUCAGACCCGCUGUUGCUACCCUGCCAGAGGAGGUCGAGCGGACCAGAAUCGCGUAAAUCAAAGCGUCGCAUCAUGGAGACACAGGCUUGUCCGCCCCCAGUUUCUUCCAACCCCAUUGAGCUGCUGCCCUGUUGCCAUGGCUACGUGGAAGGGGAUGGCCUAUACACCCCUGAGAAGUCAGAGGAGGAGCUGAACCUGAGCUCUCCCCCAAAGCAGAGGUAUGCUCUCUACCACACCACUUACAACGGAAACAGUACACUUUCCAGGGAUCUCCAUCACUAUAACAGCAUGGAGGACACCUGCAGAUUACCUCCCCCCUGCUUCCUGUACCCCCUCAACUCCGAUGAUGGUCUCCACCACCAGCACCUGCACCAUCACAGCCACCAGCACCAGCCGGGACACAAGCAGCUGGAGCCCAUCUACCUUCGGGACCUGCCCCCUUACCAGGCACCUGCGGGCGGAGGUGGCGUGACCGGAGGAGGCGGGACUGGCGUCAGCGUGGGUGACGGUGGGUCAAUGGCCCGGAGCUGGGGCGGAGGGGAGGCGGUGAGGAUCUUGGCAAGACGGGUGACACCGGACGGGAAGGUGCAGUACCUUGUGGAGUGGGACAACGUGAGCUUGUGCAGAGCGUGAAGAAGACUCGCUGACUGUUUUGUAGUAUUAGAGUGGCGCCAAUGUUUGAGAAACAAACACAUUGAAAAAACCAAGAAAAAAAAAACACGCGUUGCAAAUCCAGGUUGCUCCUUUGGUCUCAUCUCAAACCCACAUUCUUAUAGCCUCACGACUCCUCAGUAAAUAUUCCUCUUGCUGUUGUUUCUCUGAUAUUUGUACUGUUGACUUUCGAAUAUGCCUUUGCAUCUGCCAUGUUUUAAAAUGAGAAGAUGCAUUUAAACCACCAGUUGGUUACUAGUGGAGAAAUGGUCUAGGGCUGCACGAUUAUUCGACAUAGAGAUUUUGAUUAGUACGAUUACAUAACUGCGAGAUGCAAAGGUUGUUUUUUUCUCCUCCGUCACCGGCAUUGGAGUGACUGACAUGUUCACCAAUCAGAAUUGUUGAGCCUCACGUUUUUUCAUGGAUAGAAACGGGUAGAAAGAUGUCUCACUCUGUGCAUCACUCUCAGCACCUUAGCGCGUUUAUUCAACAGGAGAAUUAACUGAACACAGUAAGCCCUCUUUUCACUCAUACACAAUCUUUGUCUCGAUGGGCGGAGAGCAAGACCGCCAGCUUUAUCCACACAGGAAGCACAGACAAAGAGCCUCACGACUCGCUAGUGAGAAGUUCCACAUAGUAACAAAAGUUAGAAGAAAAAAAAAAAAAGAUAACAAAACCAAAUGUUCCGUCGUGGUAAUAUUUAUAUUUCAAACUGGACGGGCAAUAUGAGCCCAUCAACACAGAAAAAUGUGAAAGAACGCCGUGAUGGCAACAAGAAAAAAGAAGACAACAUCCAACUUUGUUUUUCAAACUGGGAAAAAAAAACACUUUAAAAUGUCCAAUAUUUAUUCAAGUUAAAUUUUUGCUUGCAGAAAUGAGAGUCCAUUUUAUUUUUGUGUUUAUUUAUUUAGGAUAACAAAGUCAUUUACCUUCCAAUUAGAGUGCAAUGGUAAACAAUUCUAUAGUAAUUAGAAAUUCAAUUUUGUAUCCUUAUAAUGGUUAUCUGCAUUAUUAUUAUAUGUUACGAUUACAUUACAGAUAGGUUGAUUGGCAACACUAAAGUGGCCCUAGUGUGUGAAAGUGAGUGUGAAUGUUGUCUGUCUAUUUGUGUUGGCCCUGCGAUGAGGUGGCGACUUGUCCAGGGUGUAACCCGCCUACCCCCCGAAUGCAGCUGAGAUAGGCUCCAGCGACCCCCGCGAGCCCGAAAGGGAUAAGCGGUAGAAAAUGGAUGGAUGGAUCAUAAACACAGUACAGUUUUUAAAGGCGAUGUUUCUUGACCAUAGGGCCCCCUAGAUGGCCGCCAAAAAAUAUGUGCUUCUUCGCUGUGGUCCGUAUGGGCCGCAGUGGUAAUCAGUUGUAAUACACUUUUCCACCACUUGUAGCAGUAAUGGCAACCUCAAACAAACAGAAGAAGUCUGGCACUAAGGUCAAAAAAUAAGUUUCUUAAGCGCAAAAAAUAUGACUAAAGUGGUGAAGCUGUAUUCUAAUUUGCACCUACAUCUUAUUGACAGCUCAUUUAGGAACAUAUCAUUAAUGUUUAUUAUUUAGUUAGAUAUUAUUUAUUUUGUAAACUGUGUAAUUGUAUUCAUUUUUCAUCAGUUUUUAUGAAACCCUUCUAUAACAGUAUAUUUAUUUUUGUAAUCAGCCUGACCUAAGCCUUGAUUAUAAUCUUUGUGAUUAACACAUGCUUUCAUAUCAAUACACAAGGUUGUAAACCGUCAGAUUAUUGAACAUGAUCAAACCCAAGAGUAAGAUUACUAAUUCAGUGUAAAUAUUUGAGUGAGGCCCUGGGCCCCUUCGGUAGUGGAAAAGUUGGGCCUUGAUGUGAAAAAGGUUAAGAACCGCUUGAAAGAAGCUUGGCAUCUUUCUGCAUAAAGCCAAAUAUUUUUGGGAGUCAAUUAUUGCACAAUGUUGUAAUGUGUGGCACCUUGAUACAAAAAUAUGUUGACUGACAGUCUUCCUUCAAUUCUUAUUUUCACACUUUUAUGCAUUUAUAUGUAUAAAAUAUAAACAUCACACAUCGCAUCGCAAUUUCCGAGACAAAAAUGGCAAUUAGGUUGUUUCUCAAAAUCGUGCAGCCCUUAACUGUGCCACCUUAAACUGUCCUGGAAGCACAGCAUCAUUUCGCUUUAUUAGCCCUCGAGUCUGGCAAUACCACUGUGGACCUCAGGGGGCAAUAUUGAGUCACUGUAUUGUGACUAUUUAAACUGCUUGUACGUAUAAUCUUUUAUAAACGAUUGUGAGCAGUGGUGGUCAUAAAUGAGCGAAAUUAGUAAUUGCAGAAAUAUUAAUAAAACGGGGGUUGGGCUGAUUGAAAGCAACAAUCUUUUGAAAGAUUUAUUUCAACUCAUGACAAGUCAGCUGGAGGUUUACGUCCAUUGCAGAUGACUUUAAAUAAUAUUUGAUAUAUUUUGUCACAAAUCAUUUUACAUUCAGUCUAAUGUACGUACAAGUAUUAUUUUAGACAACAAGUAAAG
This is a messenger RNA of Entelurus aequoreus (snake pipefish), 4473 nucleotides long. It is a transcript of the gene phf1, whose product is annotated as PHD finger protein 1. The record is from RefSeq and is a predicted model, not a curated record. Gene Ontology annotation, cellular component: nucleus. Gene Ontology annotation, molecular function: DNA binding; chromatin binding. Lineage: Eukaryota; Metazoa; Chordata; Actinopteri; Syngnathiformes; Syngnathidae. Gene Ontology annotation, biological process: chromatin organization; regulation of DNA-templated transcription. Bases 365 to 1978 code for a protein of 537 amino acids. The transcript is spliced from 15 exons.